AGAGCCCAGAGGAGGAAAGAAUGGCUGUUACACAUUCAAAAGCAGAGUACAAGCUCUCCCUUUUCCAGACUCUGCGCUUCUCUAAGAUAGGAAUCCAGAAGAGGAUUGAUCAUUUCUUGCAGCUCUAAAAACCAUGGCUCAGAGAUCUGUGAUGUUCAGGGAUGUUGCCAUUGACUUCUCUCAGGAAGAGUGGGAAUGCCUGGACUCUGCUCAGAGAGAUUUGUAUAGAGAUGUGAUGUUGGAGAACUAUAGUAACCUGGUGUCACUAGAUUUGCCUUCAAGGAGUGCAAACACGAACUUACGUCUAAAAAAGGACACUUAUGAAAGAGAAUUAUCCCAAUGGAAAAUGAGUGCCAGGCUUGAAAACUGUGAUCUUGAGUCCAGUUCCAGAGAUUAUUUGGAAGUCAAAGGCACAUUGGAAAAGCAACAAGAAAAUCAAAAGGAAUAUUUCAGGCAAGGGAUGAUCAUAUAUGAAAAAAUGUCCAUUUUCAACCAGCAUACUUACUUAUCUCAACAUCCCAGAUGUCUCUCUCCUGAGAAACCCUAUAAAUGUAAGGAAUGUGGGAAGGCCUUUAGACGAGCCUCACACCUAACCCAACAUCAGAGUAUUCAUACUGGUGAAAAACCCUAUGAAUGUAAGCAAUGUGGGAAAGCUUUUAGUCGAGACUCACAGCUCAGUCUUCACCAGAGACUUCAUACUGGUGAGAAACCCUAUGCAUGCAAGGAAUGUGGGAAGGCCUUUACUCAGAGCUCACAACUUAUUUUACAUCAUAGAAUUCAUACAGGUGAAAAACCAUAUAAAUGUGAAGAAUGUGGGAAAGCCUUUAUUCGUAGCUCACAACUCACCCGACAUCAGAAAGUCCAUACUGGUGAGAAACCUUAUGAAUGUAAAGAAUGUGGGAAGGCCUUUACUCAGAACUCACAACUUACUCUGCAUCAGAGACUUCAUACUGGUGAGAAACUCUAUGAAUGUAAAGAAUGUAGGAAAGUCUUUACUCAGCUCUCACAACUUAUUCUGCAUAAGAGAAUUCAUACUGGUGAAAAACCUUAUGAAUGUAAGGAAUGUGGGAAAGCUUUUAUUUGUGGCUCACAGCUUUCUCAACAUCAGAAAAUUCAUAAUGGGGAAAAGCCAUAUGAAUGUAAAGAAUGUGGAAAGGCCUUUAUUCGUGGCUCAUUACUUAUGCAACAUCAGCGGAUUCAUACUGGUGAAAAACCCUAUAAAUGUGAAGAAUGUGGGAAGGCCUUUAUCCGUGGCUCACAACUUACUCAACACCAGAGAAUUCAUACCAAUGAGAAGCCCUAUGAAUGUAAGGAAUGUGGAAAGACCUUUAGUCAUGGUUCACAACUUACUCAACAUCAGAGAAUUCAUACUGGUGAGAAACCCUAUCAAUGUAAGGAAUGUGGAAAGGCCUUUAAUCGUGGCUCACUCCUUACUCGACAUCAGAGGAUUCAUACUGGUGAAAAACCCUAUGAAUGUAAAGAAUGUGGGAAGACCUUCAGUCGUGGCUCAGAACUUACUCAACAUGAGAGAAUUCACACUGGUGAGAAACCCUAUGAGUGUAAAGAAUGUGGGAAGUCUUUUAUUCGUGGCUCACAGCUUACUCAACAUCAGAGAAUCCAUACUGGUGAGAAACCCUAUGAAUGUAAAGAAUGUAGAAUGGCCUUUACUCAGAGUUCACAUCUUUCUCAACAUCAGAGACUUCAUACUGGUGAGAAACCCUAUGUAUGUAACGAAUGUGGGAAGGCCUUUGCUCGUGGCUUACUACUUAUACAGCAUCAGAGAAUUCAUACAGGUGAGAAACCAUAUCAGUGUAAGGAAUGUGGGAAGGCCUUUAUUCGUGGUUCACAACUUACUCAACAUCAGCGAAUUCACACUGGAGAAAAACCCUAUGAAUGCAAGGAAUGUGGGAAGGCCUUUAGUCAUGGCUCUCAACUUACUCUACAUCAGAGAAUCCAUACUGGUGAGAAACCCUAUGAAUGCAAAGAAUGUAGAAAAGCCUUUACUCAGAGCUCACAUCUUUCUCGACAUCAAAGAAUUCAUACCGGUGAGAAACCAUAUCAAUGUAAGGAAUGUGGGAAGGCCUUUACUCGUGGUUCACAACUAACACAACAUCAGAGAAUUCAUAUCAGUGAGAAAUCUUUUGAAUAUAAGCAAUGUGGGAUAGACUUCAGUCAUGGCUCACAAGUUUAUAUAUGAAUUACCUGAUUAUUUGUGAUUAAUUUGGAGAGCUUUCUCUGGUCAUUAAUCCAUUAUUAUCAAAUAAUUUUUAAAAUGUGAAUAUGGGAGCACAUUUGCCUCAUAAAGUUCAGCAUCAGUAAAUUUAUAUGGGGGAAAGAUAAUGCUAAUGUAAUCCAUGUAGAAAAACCUAUCGUUACUGGAACCUGUUAAACUUUAGCAAAUUAUAUAGAGAAUAAUUCUGUUAAUGUAGUAAAUAUAGGAAGGCCUUUAGCCAUGGCAUAUGUCUUUUUCAACAUUAUCUUGACUCUACCAAUUGCUUUCCUUUGUGACAUGUAUCAUGAUAAUUAACCUCUGCUUUGGUUUAAUGAUUUGUAAGAUAGACCUAUGAAUAAUACCUUCCUUAUAAGAUUCUUGGAAGUAUUAUGUGAGUUAUUACAUGUAAAGCUCUUAGAACAGUGCCUUGAACAUAGCAUAUCACAUAUAUUAGCUAUCAUUAUUAGUAGUGUUAUUUUAGAGAAUUUGCAUGAGAGGAGGACACAUGAAUAAAAUAAAUAUUGAGAAAUCUUUCAUAACUCUUAACCCCAAUUAUUUGAGUGAGGGGUACUGUAUGCUGUAAUGAAUGCAAGAAAGCUCUAGUCAUAUCUCAUCCCAUGUGCUGUAGGAGGCAAUUCAUACUGUAAAAAACCCUUCAGAUUUAAUCAGUGGAUUGUU
Molecule: messenger RNA, 2890 nt
Organism: Ceratotherium simum simum (southern white rhinoceros)
Lineage: Eukaryota; Metazoa; Chordata; Mammalia; Perissodactyla; Rhinocerotidae
Gene: ZNF420
Product: zinc finger protein 420
Biological process (GO): regulation of DNA-templated transcription
Source: RefSeq, a predicted model, not a curated record